CCUAAAUUGUUCCCGCUCAGCUUGGUCCUCAAUUCUUCUCUGUUCUCCUGAACGCUUUUGCUUACAGUGGCAGACAGCGGAGGCAUCAAUGGCCGCCAAUGAUUCUUGGAGUGAUUUCGAGAAUUUGCGGCACACGGUCAAGCAUAAUACGGUGGAUAAACUCAAACAAAUUCUUACCGGCUUCAAUGAGGAAUGCAACACCGUAUUUCACAAGUCUGGAAAGAAGCAGGACCUGAUCGAGAGGAUCGUGUAUCAGUUAGAAGCCUGGCGUCAAGCUAACAACAUCGACAAAUGGACCAAAGCGAAGCAUAUACUAUACCAGGUUCGCAAUACCGGAAUGUACACGAGCUCCCGUAUGCCAGGAGCGAUGGCAUCCCAGUCAUUACCUUCUGUUCCCUCAGCAGCAUAUAAUUCAGCUUCGACUCCAGUCCGUAGCAGUUUUACCGCGAUGCCCGCUGGCCGCUAUGAUCCCUAUGCCCCCCCUCGGCUACCCCCGCCACCAACCACAAGCGCCGGUUCGUCAGCUGUGUCCAAACCCGGCAUGCGCUUCAAGCCCUCCCCGUUCUUUCGUGUAGAUCAGGCUGUAUCUGGCAUUGUCGAGUGUCCUGAAUCUACAAGCUCAACAGAUCGAAAACAGCAAACUUUAACUUUCACUCUCACCAGCGAGCAGUCGAUGAAGCUCAACUCGACCACAGCCAAGUUCCAGCUUCGAUUAUACUGCACCUCAAACACGUUUUAUUCGUCAGGAUUCAGGCCCACCACGGCACCUUGUCCGAUCGAAUUUCCUCCCACGUGUGAAGUGCGAGUCAAUGGCACACAGCUAAGUGCGAACCUGAAGGGUUUGAAGAAGAAGCCAGGCACUGCCCCGCCAGCAGACCUUGGGAAGCACGUCAGAAUGACGGGGCAAAACCGAGUCGAAAUGGUAUACGUGAACAGCCAGCAACCCAUACAGCCCAAGAAAUUCUAUCUGAUUGUCAUGCUUGUUGAAGCCACGACUGUAGAUCAGCUCGUAGACAAGCUCAAGAAGGGCAAGUAUCGCAAUGGUGAAGAUAUUGUGGCACAGAUGAACAAAACUUCAAGCGAGGAUGAUGAUAUUAUUGCUGGAUCACAGAAGAUGUCUUUGAAAUGCCCACUGAGCUUCAUGCGAGUGAAAACGCCGUGUAGAUCAAUACUAUGCCCUCAUCCGCAGUGCUUUGAUGCGACCUCGUGGUUCAGCUGCAUGGAGCAAACGACAACGUGGCUUUGCCCUGUAUGCGAGAAGGUUCUAAAUUACGAAGAUCUUAUCAUCGACGGGUAUUUCGACCAGAUUUUGAUGGAUACUUCCGAGUGUGUCGAUGAUGUUAUUGUUGAAAGCGAUGGGCAAUGGCACACAAGCGACAAUAAGUUUGGUUCAGCUUCCUGGAUGGCCUCCCAUCCGGUGACAGCUCCGUCCAGACUCUCGCCUCCUCGUGGAUCAUCACCAGCAUCAGUGGAUGAAGAGGCUGCUGCAAAAGCCCAUGCGAGACAAAACGUGGAGAUUCUUGUACUGGAUUCCGAUGACGAGGACGAAGGCAGAGUCAAGCAGGAGCUAUCGGAUUCCUAUCCGAUGAACAAUUUAUCCAGUCCCACAUCCAACCCAAUUCUUCUCACGACCGCGCGGCAACCUCGAGGUGAUGUAAUCGACCUAACAGCUGACUCCGACGAGGAAGAGCCCCAGCCACCACCCGUAGCGCGGAGUUCUCUGGAGAAGCGCAAGGCACCUUCUGGUGCACCCUCACCUACAGAGCAGAUCUGGAAGAAAUCCCGGAUUGAUUCUGUUCCAGCACCUCAGCAACCACAACCGCCGCCACAGCCUCAUGCGGUGCAUCUUCCACCCGUGUCACCAGUUGCCAAUGUCGUACCUAUGACUACGCCCCGGUCACCUGCGGCUGCGUAUCCUACUGGGCCGAGUAAUUAUCCUAUCCCUCAAUUACCUCCAGUACGUAUUCCGUCAUACAACCCAAACUUAUACGUGCCACCUGCGGCGGCUACUUCUCCUCAUGACACGGUUCGUAGUUCGUAUGAUACGUACAGUCACAACAGUUAUUAUCCGUCCAGACCUAGCGGUUCUACGAGUCGACCAGGCGUGUGGCCUUAAUAUUAUUUUCGCAUUGCAAGGACAGUUUAUUAUUUCGCUACUAUACGUCUGUUUAGGUCAGGUUGGUCAUAAUACUCAAUUGUUUCUGCAGAUAGCACAAUACACUGUAUGCAACCAUCCUCAUUUACGUACUCGACUGUGCGACGACUCGGAAGAUCAAGUAGCGGAACAGAGACCACCCGGAACGCUUAAGUGCUGUUCGGUCGGUGAAGAGCGGAGAUAAAACAUUCCGGAUUAUUCCGAAUUCCUUUUUGACGCGAACUUUUUUCGCUACUUG
Molecule: messenger RNA, 2393 nt
Organism: Suillus paluster
Lineage: Eukaryota; Fungi; Basidiomycota; Agaricomycetes; Boletales; Suillaceae
Product: PINIT domain-containing protein
Exons: 10
Coding region: 89-2116 (675 amino acids)
Biological process (GO): protein sumoylation
Molecular function (GO): zinc ion binding; SUMO ligase activity
Source: RefSeq, a predicted model, not a curated record